Cuscuta europaea is the source of this 8211-nucleotide messenger RNA. NCBI's taxonomy places the organism in Eukaryota, Viridiplantae, Streptophyta, Magnoliopsida, Solanales, Convolvulaceae. The record is from the annotation of a GenBank genome assembly.
ACAGACCGGAUGCAUCAGACGGUCAUUGCAGCCAAAUACAUCGGUCAAAGAGUUCACCCUUCUGCUUCAUUUUGGGGGCAUCCGAAAUACUUUUUUUCCCUCACUAGGAUUUUUUCCCACUUGGUUUUUCUUAGUGAGGUUUUUAACGAGGCACCUCCCCAUUGUGGACAAAAGGUGACAACCCUCAGCCCCUAGAAAAGUCAUUACGAGGAAUUCACUACUCUACUCCUCUCCAUCUCACCACGCCCGCCUCAAAGAAUGAAGAAUUUCAAGAAUAAGAAAGGAAUCAAAUUACUCUCUUUCGUUGAGCCUGGUCAGCUCAAGAGAGUAUGGGGGGCUCGUAUGGUACCAUGGAUCAUUACCAUGGCCCAAGAUUGAGUUAAAGCAAAGCCCAUCAAUGAGAUCAGCCCAUCAACGGGAUCAACCCUUCACGGGAUUAAUAUUAAUUAGCCAUUGAGCCUAAGUAUGGAUCCAACCCACGAAAGGAACCCACAACCAGGCCAGACUGGACAGCGGACCUCGAGCUUGGGCGGAUUUCUAGUGAGUCCGGUAUAUUCCUAGGGCUUACGUGGUAGGCUAUCAUUCCAACAUAGCCAUUCGAAUUAAUAUGCAAUUAAUAGCAGUUAUUGUAUCAAUUUCAUACUAGAAUACUAGUUCAUGUAGCCUAUAAAUACUCUUGUACAUCUCUUGUAAAGGGGAGCCUUUCGAGAUGAACAAUACUGUUACUACUUUCUUUCCUAUGAUCAAUGAAUAUUUGAUAUAUCAAGCUCUUGUUGCUGGAAUUAUAUUACAACAGGUUGGGUUAUUAAUUUCCAUUUUCCCUUAAAUUUAAAUAUAGUGACUGUGUUUAGUAAAAUGGGGACGGUAAAUAGAACUACCCAAACGAAUUUGGUAUGUGUACUCUCAAAUACAUUGGUAUUAAUUUCCAUUUUCCCUUGUAACUAGUUUUCAAAGUGAAUAAAUAUUCACGAACUCGACUAGUCAUCCUCAUCGAAUUUGGUAUUUGUACUUUCAAAUACAUUUUAAUACUAAUGGAUUAAUUAGUCCAAGUUCAAAUUGGGAGCGGUGUCACAAGUUCACCCCCCCCCCCCCCCAACAGGAAUUUUGUCCCUGAAAUUCACGUCGCCAUUUCAUUUUAACCGAUGUCACUCUAUCCUUAGAGUACACACUUUUCCAAGUCUCUACGUUGACCUGAUCACUUUAUAAAACACCUUAGCCAUUGUAUAAUCGUUGCCCCUAUGCAUUAUCAUUUACAUGGGUAAUCAUAGAAUUAACAAUUCCUUCCAUACUUGGGUGUCAAUUCUCCUUAGAAUUUUCAAGUGGCCCUAACUAGUUAGGUUAUAUUCCUUGGCAUGUAAAUCCGAUAAUUCUCACCCAAGGUGAAUCAUUAUUAACAAUUUUUCAUUAACCUUUAACUUGAAGGUUCCCUAGUACCUGAUAGCAUAUUCCGUUUUAAAACAUAUUUACCUACAUACAAAUAUGUAGUCGGCCGUGGGUCUGUGUUCAUUUAGAAACACCCUUCCCUAUCCCCCAUGACUACUAGUCACGAUUAUCAUAAACUCAUAACAAAUCAUUAUGCCGUUCUAGGGCUUACCCUAACGCAUUAUUUCAUUAUAGGAGAGCCGCGCUCACUUAUUAUAAUUACACCGUGCUAGAGCCUUGCUCGUAGUCACAUUACAUCGUGAUAGAGUCUUGCUCUUAGUCAUUUUACAUCGUGCUAGAGCCUUGCUCAUAGUCACUCUACAUUGUGCUAGAGGCUUGCUCUUAGUCACCCUACAUUGUGCUAGAGUCUUGCUCAUAGUCACUCUACAUUGUGCUAGAGCCUUGCUCAUAGUCACUCUACAUUGUGUUAAAGCCUUGCUCAUAGUCACUCUACAUUGUGCUAGAGUCUUGCUCAUAGUCACUCUAUAUUGUUCUAGAGCCUUGCUCAUAGUCACUCUACAUUGUGCUAGAGCCUUGCUCAUAGUCACUCUACAUUGUGCUAGAGUCUUGCUCUUAGUCACCGCUACACUGUGCUAGAGUCUGGCUCUUAGUCACGUUACUAAGUCUCUAAGCAAUCUCUAUGCCUAGACUCAACUCAUUUUGAGUAGCCUUUAAGGCCUACCAUUAACAUACCUUAGAUCUGAGCUCGUACAAUUUGACCUUAAAGUAUCUCUUAAGACUACUUAAGGCAUCACUAUUCACGAUCCAGUCUCUUAGGAUUAAUUCCAUCAUUAUUCGUAUUAACCUCUCGGCUAGUAUUUUAAUACUAGUCGGAUAAUCUUAGAACAACCAAGUUCUUAAUUCAUGUUGCCUAUCUAUACCUCGUUAAGAUUCAAAUCAUAGGCAAAUUGUAAGUCUAAGAUCGAUUCAUCAAUCUAGUCACCUCGGGUUCUACCUUAAGGAAUGCCCGAAACAUAACUUAAAUUUCGUUAUCUUACAGUCAUGCUAACCGUGUCAUCUCACACAACGCUUCCCAUGGAAGCGAUCCAAUACUCGCUCGGUAUCCAUUUCUACAUGAAGGACUCCCACAUAUCAAGUAUCAAUCCCAACUCUCAUGGGAUUUCAAAAAUAAGUAACCAUCCUUGGCUCUAAAGUACGCCUCACAUACUCGUGCUGCCCACCCAUAGGUGGAUGGAUAUAAAACUAAAAUUCAAUUUAGUUCUUCAAAUUCUUUGUUAUCCCCUCGUGAGCUCCCGAUACUCAUACAAUAAUGAGUAACAUCUAAGGCAAAUCAGCUAGGUGUUUCAACCCUUAUAUUGGUCUCAUUUGUAUCGUAUUAUAUUACUCGGUGAUAAUCAAUCACCGGUUCCACCCAUUAUCUAAGUCUUACAUAGACUCCUCGUUAACAAUUUCUUACGUCAAGCUUUAAUGCCCCAUUCAUAUGUUAUAUAAUAUUCACGGUUCUUUUUACCGAUGAUCUUGCCCUCUCUUUGGGUAACACAAGUCUACUCAACUUGUUCGUUUACAACUCGGAGCUUAGGGCCCCGCCCUUAUUUCUCUCGAGUCCUCAAUCUCUCGGGUAUUAGCCAACCCUAGCACUAUGCUUCACAAACCAUUCCUUAUCAAGGUUAUCUUAUGGGUUCCAAUCGUACUCAACGAUACUAAAUCUUACACUCAAUUUCCUUUGUUCACUACUACCAUUAUGUAAUAGUAUGUAUCGACCGUCGUAUCAUUUCAAUUUACAAGUGCCACUCUCACACUUGCUUAACAUGUCUUCGUAUUAAGGAUGAUUCUAUCAUCCUCUCCGCACACCUUUAGCGUUCCUACACCUCAAGUCAGUGCAAGGCACACUCACCUACGUAAUGAUACGUUUCAAGGCUUAAAAGAUGGCUCGGGUUCAAAACAGACGAAAGCCGUCUGGUUCACAUGAAAGCCGCCCAAAGAACUAAAAGUUAUGGCAUUUGAUAGAAUAUAUGGGCUUGCACUCACGAUGCACAUAAUCAUGGAUAAACAAACAAUAUUACAAGUGACUGAAGUACCGGCCCCCUCGGCUGGGGCCCAGCUAGACGAGGAUCACCCACAUAGAAAGAUACUCAUAAAUAGAGAAAUCCACAUAUGGAUUAGAUCAGUUCAAGAGUGGUCACGGCGUCCUAGCCUCCUCGGCCAGGACAUCUCUACCAGGGCCUUUAGCAGAUAACUUUACAUUGUACUUAGUAGAAUAGAUUCAUGUAAGCAAUUUUUAAACGGGCCAUUAUUAUAAUUCGACCUCCCAGGAUCAAGACCUUGGAGCUCAACCAAUAUUUCCUCUAUAAAUAUCUCCUUGGGAUUAGUCGUAAGGGGUUGGGAAAACAUUGAAUGCAAAGAAUUUUUUCUGUACCUUUCACUUUUCUCUAGAAUUAUACAAUUAUACUCUAUUAGAAUUAUUAUUACUCCCUCUGUAUUUAAAGGAUCGUUACAUUAGGUCUUGGAAUAAUAUUUAAGGGGAAAUAAUAGGGGUAAUGAAUAGUGUACAAAAGUAGGGGAGAAUCUGAAAAAGUAGGAAAAAGAAGAUAAAAGUAGAAAGGGUAAGGAUAAUUGAGUAUUUUUAAAGGAAAAACUUACCCAAAAGGGAAAGUGUAGUAAACUUUUAAAUACAUCCGAAAUACGAAAGUGCACCAAGCUUUUAAAUAUGAAAGGGGUAUUAUUUUAUCAUUAUCGUUCUCUUAGUGAAAAAUAUAUCUUUACUAUUCAUUAAUCAAACAAAUCUCAUAACAUUGCUCUAAAUGUCAAUUUUGGGUUGUUUUUUAUAAUUUUAAACAAAUAAGCACGUGGAAAGAAUGGUUUUCUCACGCGAUUCCAUGAAUGUGUCAUUGACGCCGCGAGUGAUGCUGUGGACCUUUAUCUCAUGCUCGAUCGCUCUUGGGCUAAGUGAAACCAUGAGGAGAGAUGGACGAUCUCCGCAUGUAAAAAAUGGUUUUGUGAGUUGGCAGAAUAUAUUUGUGGCGUUAGUUUUGUUCUUGGUAUGAAAUAUGAAUAUGCUCCAACUUUUCACAGUUUAUACCGUGGGAUCGGCCCACCGUGUGCACGAUGUGCCGAUCCCAACACGGCGUCACUUUAUCAAUUAAAAACAACAACUUAGCUGCAACCGCAACUGUAAUGUCGAUCUAAAAACAUCUCAUGUUCAUCGGCAGCCAAGGAGCACUAACGCAGGCAAAUUAAAGAGCAAUACCGGACUGGAGCCACUUCAUGCCUCAUGCUCUUCAACCUCUAGUUAUAGAACCAUCUUCAACCUCACGCAUAACACUUUUGUAAUUUACCAACAACCCUUCUUUUUGAAAGGUUACGCAUAACCCUUUUAAAAUUGAAAGCAAAUUCUUUUGCUUUGAUUUAACAUCUAAUAAGCUGUGUAUGAAUCAAAUUCGGAUUAAUACUUCAAAUAAAUUUCUUCAUUCUGUUGAUGUUGAUCGAUGGAGUUAUUGGUUUAUGUAUAUGCUAAAGUUACAUUUUCCAAGUUACAUCUGACUUGUUUUCCAAUUACAUUUCAAUUAAAGUAGUUUACAUUUAAACGAGUUACAUUUGAAUGAGUAUAAGUUACAUUUUGAUUAACCUGAAGUUACAUGUUGAUUCAAACGAUUUACAUUUCAUAUAACUCUAAGAGCAGGAUGCUCAUCCUGCACCGCUCCCACGGUAUAAGAACUCCCAACUUUAUAUUUUUUGUUGUGUUCAAGCUAUUCUAUUGCGCUUUUUUCGAGCACUGUUAUGUGGAUCGUGUGUUUUGUCUCCCUCGAGGCUCAACGAGUCAACAUGUUUAGGGAAGUUGUUGUCCCAGCCAGAUUCGUUUGGUCGAGAGAUUUUGUCUACCUCUUCACCGGCUAUGAACAAUUAGGGGUGGCCCCGGCCUGAGUCCUGGACCGGCCGACCCUGAUUCAUGAAUGGUGAAUCCGGAACCGACCUGGAUUCUAGGGUCCCAGUUCGGCCUCGGGUCAAUUCAGGUGAUUUUGAUUCUUUUUUUUUAAAAAAAUUGUAAUAUAAAUAACAACAUAAAGAUGAAACGUAAAUUUAUUUGAAACAUUAAAUUAACUUAGAGUAUUAGACAUUUAAAAAUUACAAUUUAGACAUUUAGUUUAAAUACAUUUCCUAAUCGGCAAAACUCUCGUCAUCAACGUUUCCUAUUUCCUAUUUGGUACUCCCUCCGUUCCGAAAAGGUUGGUCAAAGUUGACUUUCACGUGAAUCAAUAAAGUAAAAACUGUGUGGUUGAAAUUUGUGCAGAGGAGAGAGAAUUAAUUUUAGCCGCAUAUUCCUUACUUUAAAUGGAAAUGACAAAUCUUUUUGGGACAUUCAAAAAAGGAAAUUUGACCAACAUUUUUGGGACAGAGGGAGUAUUAUAUAUAUAGGGUCUAGUUUCAAUAAAAAGUAGGCUUAAAAUACAAAAUGAGAACAUCUCCACUUUUGAGCAUAUGAAUUCCACUAUUACAUUGAGCUUUUCCAUCAUCCACUUUUGAUCCUUCGCGGUACACUAUUGCAUGCUAGAAGUAUUCUUUUUCUAAGGAAGAAAAACUUGAAUUUAUUAAUGAAAAAUGUCACCACAUUUUUCAUCUACCUUAAUGCAUUUUUUAUAUAUUUAGAAUCAUUAGAUCCUAAAUCCGAUGUUCCAAAUUUAUUCCUAUUUUUCAUGAGAAUAAAUAUUUGUAUUUGAUUAUAUUUAUGUGUGUGUGUCAAGAGAGAGAAAUGAUCUUGUCCAGUCCGAUGGACAUGACUCUCCGUCCGGUCGCCACUGUUUCGGGCGGUUUUCGAUGAAAUUUUUUGAACAUAUUUCUCAUGAUGUCUAGUUUAUAUCCACCAAAUUUCAGCUCAAAACUCAAUCGAGAAGGAAGUCAAAUAAGUUUUAAAGAUAACUGCACCAAAAUAUACAUAUAAAACACAGUUAUUUUCAAAAGUUUAUUGGGAGAACUACAAAAUAAGCCCUCGAACUUUCAUAAAAAGUGCAAAUAAGCCCUUUUAUAAGAGGCUCUGUCCGGCCGUCGCCAUUUGGGUCGGUUUCCGGUGGAAUUUUUUGAUGAUUUUUUUUGAGAAUCUUCUUCAUUAAAUUUAGUUUACUCAUACCAAAUUUUAGCUAAAAAAUCAAUCGGGAAGACAGUCAAAUGAAUUUUUGAAGAUAACUGCUCAGUUAGACAUCACAUUAUAUUUCAAAAAAUCAUUUUACUGCCUUCUUGAUUGCAUUUUUAGCUGAAAUUUGGUAUGGAUAAACUAGACUUGAUGAAGAAAAUGUUAAAAAAAAAUCAUCAAAAAAUUCUACCGACUUAUUUGCACUUUUUAUGAAAGUUCGAGGACUUAUUUGAUAAUUCUCCCAAAGUUUAUUCUAUUGUCUUCUCGAUUUAAAUUUUAACCUAUGGACAUAAAUUAGACCGUAUGAAAAACAUGUCAAGAGUAGAGCAAUUCAGUGGAACGGCCAACGGCAGUUCAAAAUUCUUUUACGGUUAUCAAACCUGCAUCAAACGGCGCCAACCGUAGGAGAAGGUUAUUACAUUCACUUCUAAAAUGGAGAGGAUCAGUACUAUUUCUUCCCCUUCUCAUCUCAUUGUGCGACAAAGAACAGUGAUAUUAUUUGGGACAGGGUGGUACUUCCAACAGGCUGAACACCAUUGGCUACAAUCAAUUCUCAUGGAGGAAGAAACACUUACAAGUUAAAGAGCAUAAGGGGGUGGUAAUCCAAGAAAGUACCAUUAGAAAAUCAAGUAACAGUACAACCAUUGAAAACAAGCGGACUAGAGCAAUUUUUCCGGGCUUGCAAAUAUGGAAACUUCAAUUGCAUGGAAGUAUGUUCUCAUACUUAGUAAUGAUCACUUUGUUAGGCUUGCAAAUAUGGAAACUUCAAUUGCAUGGAAGUAUUGGAAUGAUCACUCAUGCAGUCAUAGAGAAACUCUCUUCAGACUUUUCUCUACAUCCACAGUACCAAACUUUCGACUUUUGCAAGGAAAGUACGGAUACGGUGAAGCAAUUUUUGGUUAGGUAUUUUGAGGAUCGUAAACAAGAGGGAUACAUUGUGCUUCAAGACCCAUUAUGGGAGUUCUAUGAUGCUAUGAGUGUUGGAUUGGGAGGAGGGACUAAUUUUUUGGACAUUGACUCCUUUUUUCAACUACCUCCAUCAACUUCAGGUGGUGAGCAACUGAUGAAUCAACCAGGCAUACCAGACCAAAACAAUGCACCAGAGGAUGGGAACAAACCCCAAAAGAUCCCUCUUUCUACGCAGAGGGAAAGAACUGGAAAGUUGAAAUUAAAAGACUUUGCAGGGUAUCUUCAUCUCCCCAUAGAAGAAGCAGCAAGGAGAAUGAACAUCUGCCCUACGGUCAUGAAGAAGAUAUGCAGGAGAGAUGGGUUGGUGCGUUGGCCUUAUAGAAAGGUGAGAAGCAUCCAAAGGAAAAUAGUGAAUAGGUCGAAAAGCUUAUCUGCGAACGACGACGAAGUGAGGGACCGCGCUCAUGUUGAAAUCCUAGAGCUCCAGCAACAGCUCGCCAGCAUUUCUGAAGCAUUCUUUGGUUAAUUUGUAUAUAUAUGUACAUUUAUUUUUGUGGCAAAAAUCAAUUCUUUGAAAGGGUGUUUAAAUAAAAAUAAAACUAAAAAUGAUAUUAGGAGGUAUAUUCAUACCUAAGAGUAAUGUAAAUUGUAAUCAACCCCACUGAUUUUGGUGGUUUACCUUCAAGGUAAAAAAAUGUAAAUUGUAAUGUAGUUUGUAAAUAUACAUGUAAUUGUAUUGUAUGAUUCAUUCAUGCUUGUGUGAUUGGCACUAAAAGUGUAUCUAUUGAUUACUA